GUAGAGUUGUAGAAACCAAAGAACAUAGGAGGCUUUUUGGGGACAAUCGCACAUUGCAUUGCGUGUAGACAGUUGAGUAAUGUAUUGUACACGAACGGACCGAGCGACGUCGUUUAUUAUUACGGCCCGAUAUCAAUUGACCAUCUCGAUGAGCAAUUGUCGGUUUGUGGGGUUAUUCGGGCUCGUCUGGGAGGCAUCUUAGGUGGUGGAGCUGUGGUGGGGCUUUGUUAUGCAAGGGCCUUUUCACUAACGACGCCAAUGGAUUUCUCCGUCCACUAUUCGAAAACGGACUACGGAUACACCCGACCUGAUCAUCGCACGUGUUAAGCUGCUUGAGAACAUCGCAGCCUCACAACGACUGGUUCGCUGCAGAACGGAAAUAUCCACGGAGUAAUUGCACCACAUCCCUAAACAGCUCAAUUCCUCCUAGCCUUGGCGGAGCGGCAGCAAAACGACAAAAGCGACAUGCCGUGCCCAGGCACCUUGUCGGUGCUCUCUGCCGGGUCGGCAGCAACAUCAACCGCAACAGCCACCGCCACAUCCCGACUCGUCCUCCUCCUCCCCCUCCGCCGGCCCGGUGCCGUGUUUUCCGCCUCCCGAUCCACGAUCGCCUUUCCCUCUCGGGAAACCUCUCCCUUUGUCAACCGGGACAAGCCCACCGCCAUCGCCCGAUCCAUAACCACGUCCACCUCCACCACCACCCGCUUCCCCCGCCGACACCUCCCACAUACACAUCAGCACCACCACGUGGUAAGAAGGCAAUACCACUCCCACGACCACCCCCCUCCACCGGGGCCCUUCACCCCAGCCGAAUCAGCCCUGCUAGGCGCCGCCUACACACACGUAGCCGCGCAAGGGUUUUCACGCGAGGCGCUCGCCCUGGGCGCGCGCGAUGCCGGGCUGCUCGACAUCAGCCCUUCUUUGCUGCUGGGGGGUUCCGACGGCGGCGUGUUUGCGCUGAUCUGGUGGCACCUGUACACCCAACGGAACGCGCUGGCGGCCAAGGCUGCUGCUCUCUUUGCUAGUGAGAUUGACGGGAGUCCGGGAGGGAGUAAAGAUGCGACGGCAGCAACACCAAGUUUGGGAGGGAUAGGAGGAGGUAUAAGGACGGUUUCGGAGCGGGUUGAGAUGCUCGCCUGGGCACGGCUGCAAGGGAACGACGAAGCCGGUGUGGUUGGGCGGUUGCAGGAGGCCCUCGCGGUAAUGGCCCAGCCGUCAUACGUCCCGGCUUCGCUCAAGGAGCUCGCGCUUCUGGCCGACGAGAUCCUGUACCUGGCCGGCGACGUGUCGGUCGAUCCCUCGUGGUACACCAAGCGCGCCAGCCUGUCGGCCAUCUAUGCGGCUGCUGAGCUGUUCAUGACCACCGACCAGUCCCCCGGGUUCCGCGAGACACGCGCCUUCUUGCGCCGGCGACUGAACGAAGCAGCCGAGGUGGGCAGCGCGGUCCGCUCCGCGGGGGAGUGGCUUGGCUUCACGGCCAGCGCCGCCGUCAACGUGCUGCGAAGCAAGGGCGUGCGGAUAUGAAUGGAUCAGGUGGUUGGGCAACUUUCUGCUCACACAUGUGUAAUAUCGUACUGUACAAUGCACGCGAACCUUGUAUUAUACUUGAAGAGAAGCUUAGGACAAGCAAGCGAGGAACCUUGCUGCAUACAUACAGAUAUGCUAUAACAACGAAGAGGGACCGAGCGAGAUGCCACAACCUUUCCGCUAGAACCCAGCUUGCGCCGCACCAACACAUGGGAUCUAGAUGCUGCCCGAUCUGAACCUGAAGAAUUCCUCCAUUCCCAUACCCACCUGGGACAUGCGCCUUCCACCCAUCACUCCCGAGACGCCGAGACGCCGAGUGGCAGCCAACCUUGUGGCUUUCAGUAGAAGCAAUCAUCAAGAGCC
Canariomyces notabilis is the source of this 1890-nucleotide messenger RNA. Its product is annotated as ubiquinone biosynthesis protein COQ9. Gene Ontology annotation, cellular component: mitochondrial inner membrane. NCBI's taxonomy places the organism in Eukaryota, Fungi, Ascomycota, Sordariomycetes, Sordariales, Chaetomiaceae. Gene Ontology annotation, biological process: ubiquinone biosynthetic process. Gene Ontology annotation, molecular function: lipid binding. Bases 466 to 1524 code for a protein of 352 amino acids. The record is from RefSeq and is a predicted model, not a curated record. The transcript is spliced from 2 exons.